This is a messenger RNA of Aureococcus anophagefferens, 813 nucleotides long. RefSeq lists its product as hypothetical. The transcript has a single exon. NCBI's taxonomy places the organism in Eukaryota, Pelagophyceae, Pelagomonadales, Pelagomonadaceae. The record is from RefSeq and is a predicted model, not a curated record. The annotation marks the transcript as partial. Gene Ontology annotation, biological process: negative regulation of DNA-templated transcription.
CCCAAGUACACGCUGGCCGAGUUCAAGCGCCGCGUCGUCGAGGCGCUCGACGAGCUCUUCGCGUCCGGCGACGUCGACGAGUGCGUGACGUCCCUCGUGGAGCUGAGCUGCCCCGAGUUCGGCUUCGAGGUCGUCAAGCGCGGCGUGUCCAAGGCCGUGGACCGGCGCGCGCGCGAGUGCGAGCUCGUGUCGCGGCUGCUGUCGGCCGCGUGCCCCGCGCUGCUCCAGCCGCGCGACGUCGCCAAGGGCUUCGAGCGCCUCUUCGAGGCCAUGGACGAUUUGGUGCUCGACGCGCCGCGGGCGCCGCUGGUCGUGGGCGACUUCCUCGUGCGGUGCGUCGUCGACGAGGCGCUGCCUCCCGCGUACCUCGGCGACCGCGUCUUCGUCGCGCUCGGCGGCGACAUCGUCGCGCGCGCGCGGCGCCUCCUGAGCCGCGAGCACGCGCUCUCCAAGUUCGAGCGCAUCUGGGGGCCGGGGGACGGCCGCGAGAGCUCCGAGCUCAAGAAGGUCGUCGACAUGCUCCUCCACGAGUACCUCGCGACGAAGGAGCUCCCCGAGGCGAAGCGCUGCGUCCGCGAGCUCUCCGCGCCGCGCUUCGGCCACGAGGUCGUCAAGCGCGCCGUGACCCUGGCGCUGCCGCGGUCCGCCGACGACCGCACGGCCAUCUCCGCGCUCCUCAAGGCCCUCGUCGUCGACCCGGACCAGAUCCUCUCGACGACGCAGGCCAAGCUCGGCUUCGGCCGCCUCGCCGAGGCGCUCCCGGACCUCACCUGCGACGUGCCCAACGCCAAGGCCCUCCUCGACGAGUUCCUC